AUGCGAGCAACAGCAUAUUGUACUGCGGAGGCAUACAAUUUCUCCGAACUUCUUCCGCUGUUACAGCGCAACUACCUCCUCCUUCCCUUCAUCGCGGACGAUGUAUACCAUAUCCGACUGGUCAACCCUACAGAAGCUCCGGACGCGAAGCCUUCCGACUCCUCAGCGCACGAUGUGGAGGCUUUCAUUUUCCAGGACGGGACUUUUGCGACGUGGGGUGCCACGGAUGCUCAAAAUCGAGCAUUGAUGCAGUUCCUGAAGCAGGUGGAGGAGAACAGCUACAAGGCUCCCGAGACCGAAUGGUUUAACUACUGCAUCGACAUGAGCCAGACCGGCGGCCUUACGGCAGACACCAUCAUGAUCGGCAACAACGGUAUACCAGCCACUCAAUCUCGCCUUGCAUACUCAUCUGGUCUCGCCCGUUCGGUGAAGCUUGCUUCCUUGGAAGAGAUGCUCGACCAGCAUUUGGAAAAGAACAAGCGUAUCCCUCAGAUCCUUCUCCAAGGAAAGAAGCUUCCAUUAAGCAGCGCAAUAGUCCUGCAAAAUCUUGGCGAGCUGUUCCUCCUCCGUGGGCACCUGAAUCUCCACAGCGAACUCCUCGAUUCCCCCGACUUUUGCUGGUCAAGCGCUAAAAUGGAGGACAUAUUCGAGCGCACGUCGAGGAACCUCGACGUCCGCUCGCGGAUAUCCAUAUUCAACAAGAAACUUGACUAUGCGAACGAACUGACUGAAGUCAUUCGCAGUCAUCUCCAUACCCAACACUCGAUGGGUUUGGAGUGGGCCAUCGUCAUCCUCAUUAUGAUCGAGGUCGGCUUCCAGGUCUUCCACACAUAUAGGGACUGGGAUCGGCCCGGGCAUGCCGCACCUUCGGGUGAUGGCGUACUGUCCUCUCUCUCAUCGAGUGUGUACUCCAAUACGCGCCACUCGUCCGAUGGGGAGUUCCUUCCGGACGAUGCCGUAGAGGAACCGGCUUCGAAAGCGUCUUCGAAAGAAAGAAAAACGAGAGAGAGGGAGCGGGAGCGGGACGAAACUCACGCGCGAAAGGGAGCAGAGAGGGAAGGCGGUCUGAGACCUGCGUCUGCGUACUGA
This is a messenger RNA of Fimicolochytrium jonesii, 1089 nucleotides long. RefSeq lists its product as uncharacterized. The coding region runs from base 1 to 1089 and encodes 362 amino acids. The transcript has 2 exons. Gene Ontology annotation, biological process: positive regulation of mitochondrial translation. The record is from RefSeq and is a predicted model, not a curated record. Lineage: Eukaryota; Fungi; Chytridiomycota; Chytridiomycetes; Spizellomycetales; Powellomycetaceae.